AUGGCCUCCGCUUCCCCUCAUCGCUAUUUUGCCGAACCUGCUGCACCACUACUCGCCCAUUCCCUCGUUUCCCACGCAGGGGAAACACUACAGUCGGGGCAGGAUCCUCGACCCCACGGCACCAAGGCCUGGAACCUGAAAGACGACAUCAAGACCGGCUUCCGGGACAGCAACGAUGGCGUCUUUCAAACCGGAAUCGUGAUCGGUUUCUCCAAGCUGAGAAGCACGGAUAAGGACAGCCAUGAGGAUGUGGAUGUCGGACAGGUAUCCUUCAUCAUCCACCCCCUGACCUCCCCCCUCUUCACUCCCCAACGCCUCCUCUCCUCCCUCCUCACCACUACAUCCACCAACACAAGCACAAGCAAAACCCCCCUCACCCGCCCCCAAGCAAUCUUCCUCCUCGACUCCGUCCACCUCUACCCCAUCACCGACCUCCCCGGCGCCACGGCAGCCAUAUCCCAAAUCUCCCAGGCCCUCGCCCUCUCCCUCACCUCCCCAACCAACCCCUCCAACCCUUCCAACCCGCCUAACCCCAAUGUCAACCCUCACUCCAAUCCCCACAAAACCCUCCUCCUCCUAACCGGCCUCGACACCCUCACCGAAUCCAGCAUCCGAUCCUCCAACGCCCUCCGCGGCGCAGCCCUCCUCUCCGCCCUCCUCCGCACUCUCACCCAACUAUCCCGCUCCCAUGCGGACUGGCUAUCCGUGCUGGUGGUUAAUGGGACGAGUGCGGUGGGGGCGUACUCUCCGUCUUCGUCGGGUGGUGGGGAUGGGAGUGCGAGUGCGAGUGCGAGGAUGGGUGGUGGUGAUGGCGGCAUUCAGUCUGCUUUUCGGGCAGGGGCGCUGUUUCCGAGUUUGUUGUUGAGGACGUUGGAUGGGGGGUGGAUCGGCAUUUGGUUGUUGGGGGGGAGUUGGGGAGAGGGAGAGGGAGAGGCAGAGGGAGAUGGGUAG
This is a messenger RNA of Aspergillus heteromorphus CBS 117.55, 951 nucleotides long. RefSeq lists its product as uncharacterized. NCBI's taxonomy places the organism in Eukaryota, Fungi, Ascomycota, Eurotiomycetes, Eurotiales, Aspergillaceae. The transcript has 2 exons. The record is from RefSeq and is a predicted model, not a curated record. Bases 1 to 951 code for a protein of 316 amino acids.